GCACUCUCCCUCCCUCCCUGUCUUCUCGAUUUGCCUUGCUCACCUCCCCCUUUCAUCCGCGCGCCGUUAAUUUUGCUCUCCUCCGCUCUUCUUCCGCACUUCAUUCACCGGCUCCAGGGCUCAGCGCUCGCCCCCCGUCUGCUCCUCAACGCUCCGCUGCUCCUCAGCCCUUUUCCAGCGGAGGAGAGGGAGCGCUGCGUAUACAUCCAUCCUGGCUGUGUAUAAACACGCUGGCUGAAGCCUGCCACAGGAGAGAGGCAGAGAUGUAGAGAGCAGGAAAAGGGGAAGGAAACGGCGUGAGAGAGAGUGAUAGGGAAGAAAUCAGGUUUUUUUCCCCUCUUAAGUUGUGUUUGGUGGGAGACUAAAGGAAGGGAUUUGCAGAACAGAGACUGGGGAGAUUGCCGUGUCUCGUGCCUCGAUUGCCGUCUUUGGGUGCGCGUCCGGUCCCAGGCUGGUGGCGCUCGUCCGUGACCGAGAGCGCUGAUCUGGAGCCAGCGACGCACAGUGCAGGGUCCAGCCGCGCUCUGAGGACGCGAGGAGCCCAGGAGAGGCGCGACGGCUCCCUUCUGAAUCCGUCCCUCUGCGUGUUCACCAUCUGGGACCCUUGGAUAUCCUUCCCCCUGCGCCGAUCCACAGCUGAGGCAAACCCGGGUCCCACCGUCGUCCGGCUCGCUCCCGCUCUGUGCUCGGAGACGCUGCAGGGGCAUGGCUCUGAACGACACCCCUUGAUCUCGCCGACGCCGCUGUGUGUAAGAGCUUCUUAUGCUUUUUUCCUCUCCCCUCCGAACAGCCAUGGUUUUUCCCAGCCGUUGCAUAUUUUCCUUGCCUUUAUUUGGCUAAUUGUUGCUGCUGACUUGCCUAAGAGAGAAAUACCUUAACGUCGCAGACCCCACGUUUUUUCCCAAAUUUUUUUUGUUUUGAUUUUAAUACUGUGGAUUACAGUGCGACGGCAAGCCAGGAUUUGCACGCUCCAAGAGGAGAGAUGGAGGCUGAGCUGUGUGUGAAAUAGAGGAAGUGUGAAGCAAAAAUAACAUUGAUGGAGAGGAAGAAAAUAGCCUACAAGGACGACAGCAAGACGGAGGUGCUCAAAAUAAACCACGCAGUCUGCCCUGACCACGGUCUGCCCCAGGAGAAGGGCGGUGAUUAGGUAGGGCGAUCAAUAGAUGAAUAUACAAAGAGCGACAAACGGGGAUUGUUGAAUUCUGUGAUGGGUGCAUGGAGAAUGUAGCCUUUCUCUGGCUUCCCAGACUGACAGAGGAGAGGGGAGAGUCGAGGGGUGAGGGAAUGAGAUCUAGCCCACGCCUUGAGCGAAGACAGAGAUCAGAACGACGCUGAGGGGGUAACUGCGCGAAGGAAACCAAAGGCAGCUCCAUUUAAAUGAAUUUCAAAGACACAAAAAAGGGAAGUGUGAAAUUAUUGUGCUUUUCAAUUCAGUUUCUUCACAGCUUUUGUCUGUAUUUCUUUUGAGGGGGGGUGGGGGUUACAAAUGCAGUGGGGGUCUGUUUCUCUCACACACCCAUUUUGAUUGUGACCUUUGGCCCCGAGGAACAGAGGAGGGUGUGAUCCAAAGGGAGCCCUGUUUGCCAACCGCUGGCCUGAUUAGAGCGGUCCUGUUGCUGUGAAUGUCUGCCAGGUCCGUGGCACGGCUCGUUGUUCCGUGACGGGCGGUCAGAUGACCACACGCUGCACUCCGUGCCGACAGGCCGUGACCCGUCUAUGGUGUGUCCGCUGAAGCCUGACCACAUGAGCCGAGCCAGCACGCUGCAGCGCCGCACCACCUACCUCAUCUCCCUCACCCUGGUGAAGGUCGAGGCCGUGGGAGAGGAUGGGGCCCAGCUGGCCAGGGCCACCGUCCCAGGGGGAGGGGCUGUGGGCGGGGCCCCAGGGGAGGAGGUGUGGCCUCUUUCCACACGGCGGGAUGAAGAGAAGGACACGGACAUGGAGGAGGAUGAGGAGGAUGAGAGCCUCAGCGAGUCUGGGAGGGAGAGGGCGCAGCCCAAGAGAGGAGAGAGACUGCUAUCCAGUUCCCCAAAAGAAAGGACACCCACUGAAGUUUUCGUGCGCCCCGGUGCCCGGAUGGAGCCGGCAGGCAGGGAGAGCGCGCCCCCCUCAGCCCCUAUUAAGGAUGUGAGAGCGAGGGGGAGAGAGGGUGUGGCCGAUGUAGACGUAGAGAGGGAGGAAGCUUUGGAAACCUGCAGAGGGACCCCAAAGUUGCGCAGGGUCGUGGAUGGGGCCGACCCCACCCGCACCCCAACGAAGAGUAACAUCCCCGUGAGGAUUGGACAGCGGCCAGGGGCCUUGCUGAAGGCACACAGUGACGCCGUCAGUCGCCGUGAGCUGAAGGAGGCCAAGGAGGCAAUCCCCACUGCUGCAAAGAGCCUGGACCGCAAGGACAGCAGGGCAGGGGCGGGGUCACCGGUGAGCCCAGUCGCUGGCCACAGCCGGGCGUCCUGGACAGAGGAAGAAAGGAAGGCCAGGCCUCACCUUAUAGAGGGUGGAGCAAAAGACGAAGAUGUGGUCAGAGCCAUAGGAGGUGGGGCAGUAGGAGGAGCCACUGCAGGUGGAGCUGUGGGAGGAGGGGCUGUUGAAAGGGAAGCGUUGGGAGGCAGGGCAGCCGGAGGAGACCCAUUGGGAGGUGGGGCAAUGGUAGGGGCAGUGGGACGGGGAGUGGCAGGUGUGAGAGACAGUCCCAGGUCAGAGAGACUGAAGGCUGGGUCUGCUUCUCUCCCUGCGCCUCUCACCCUGGUCCCCAAACCCCCACGGAAGGGCAAGAGUCGCACCCUGGACAACAGUGACCUACACUCCUUAUCUGAGGACCUUCGCAGGGGUGCGGAGGGCCUGGCCUCCUCUGGCCCCGCCCCCGCCACGCUGCAUGGCCAGGCCCAGCGGGCUGCGGCUCGCGAUCGCAAAAUGCUGAAGUUCAUCAGUGGGAUUUUUGCCAAGAGCACCCCCGGCCCAGCCAGUGCUGCCACUGCGCCCCCCCUGCAUGGCUCUAUGCAGAGGGAGUCCAGCGAGGAGGACGCGGCCUGCGCCCUCAGUCAGGAAUGGACCUUAACUCGUGCAGUCCCAGAGCUGCGUCUGGGGGUUCUGGGUAGUCUGCGCAGUGGAAAAUCAGCCCUGGUGCACAAGUACAUCACUGGGAGCUACCUUCCCCUGGAGUCCCAGGAAGGGGGUAGAUAUAAGAAAGAGGUGCUGAUAGAGGGACAGAGCCAUCUGUUGCUAAUCAGGGAGGAGUCUGUGCUGCCAGAUCCCCAAUUCUGCAGCUGGGUGGAUGCAGUGAUCCUUGUGUUCAGUUUGGAGAAUGAGGCCAGUUUUCAGGAGGUGUAUAAUAACUACAGCCAGCUGUGUGCACACCGCAACAUUGCUGAGAUCCCCGUGAUCGUGGUGGGGACACAGGACAAGAUCACCAGCACAAACCCGCGGGUGAUCGAGGACGCUCGGGCUCGGCAGCUGUGCUCCGACGUGCGCCGCUGCUCCUACUAUGAGACCUGCGCCACCUACGGGCUCAACGUGGAUCGCGUCUUCACCGAGGCUGCUCAGAGGAUUGCAACAAUUAAGAAGCAGGCUGCCCUGCUGGCCCCCUGUAAAUCUCUGCCCAGCUCCCCCAGCCACUCAGGGGCCUCCACACCAGUGUCAGGAGCCUUCCCCGGACAGGCUAGUAAUGGCGGUCAGAGUAGUGAUUACUCCUCCUCCCUUCCCUCCACUCCUGUGGUCAGCCACAAGGAAAUGGGGAGGGGAGGGUCUGGGGGAGAUGGAGGGGGCAGCGCCACCCCAGGACCCCAGCGCAAUGUGCCCCGCCGACGGACCUCCCUCUUCGCGAACCGGCGAGGCAGUGACUCUGAGAAGCGAGCAACUGACAGUAAGGGAGACGCUGGCACCGCGAGGGCAACUGCCAUUAAGCAGAGCAUACUGUGGAAGCGGAGCGGGAGCUCGCUGAAUAAGGAGUGGAAGAAGAAGUAUGUCACGCUGUCCAACAAUGGCAUGCUGUCCUACCACUCAAGUGUCAAUGACUACCUGCAGAACGUCCAUGGGAAGGAGAUGGACUUGCUGCGGGUGACAGUGAAGGUGCCAGGUAAACGUCCGCCCCGCGCUGUCCCCCCCUGCAGCCCUUCGCCCGGCCUCAACGGAUUGGUGAAGGAUGUGCCAGGGGCCGAGGGAGCCGGCACAGCCCCUUCAUUCCCUGCCAGCCUCCUGACUGUGGAUGAGGGGGGUGGGGGUGGCCUGUCCCCCCAGGGGGACAGAGGGGUCAAGCGCUGUCCCUCUUCACUCUCCAGUAAAGCACAGAGCGUGGACUCUGCCAUUGAGGCAGUGGCCAGCCCGCCCACUGCAAAAGACAACGCCCCCUCCUCUCCGGCAACUGACAGGAAGAAGCACCGAAGGAAGAAGAGCAUGAAUCAGAAAGGCGACCUGGCGAUUGGGCAAGCCGAAGCCAAGCGCAAAAUGUGGAAAUUAAAAAACUUUGGUAGUUUGAGAAACAUUUACAAGACAGAGGAGGAGAAUUCGGAUUUCAUAAUCGUGUCCAGCACGGGACAGAGGUGGCACUUCGAGGCACAGAGCAUGGAGGAGCGAGACACCUGGGUCCAGGCCAUCGAGAGUCAGAUCCUGGCCAGCCUGCAGUCCUGCGAGAGCAGCAGAAACAAGGCGCGGAGGACCAGCCAGAGUGAAGCAGUGGCCCUCCAGGCAAUUCGUAACGCCAGGGGCAACGGGCUCUGUGUGGACUGUGGAGCACCAAACCCAACGUGGGCCAGCCUCAAUCUGGGCGCGCUGAUCUGCAUUGAGUGCUCGGGGAUCCACCGCAACCUGGGGACGCACCUGUCGCGUGUGCGCUCGCUCGACCUGGACGACUGGCCGCGGGAGCUGACGCUGGUGCUCACUGCCAUCGGCAACCACAUGGCCAACAGCGUCUGGGAAAGCCGCACGCUGGGCCGCCACAAGCCCACACCCGACGCCACGCGGGAGGAGCGGGAGUCGUGGAUCCGUGCCAAGUAUGAGCAGCGGGUGUUUGUGGCACCUCUGCCCGCGGCCGUGGAGGGCGCUGAGGGGACCAUGCCUGCCCGGCUUCUCUCCACCGUCGUCCAGAGGGACCUCCCAGGCCUGCUCCUGCUCCUGGCCCACAGUACCAAGGAGGAGAUCAACGCCAGACCACCUGCAGGGGUGCCCCCGCACCCCCGCACUGCCCUGCAUGCCGCCUGCCAGCUUGGCGAUGUGGUCAUGACUCAGCUGUUGGUCUGGUAUGGCAGUGAUGUUAAAGCGAGGGAUUCAUUGGGCCAGACUGCCCUGACCCUGGCCCGCCACUCUGGCAGCCAGGACUGCGUGGACAUUUUGCUGCAACAUGGCUGCCCCAACGACACCCCACCUGCAAUCUCCACCCCUGGUCUCCCCCGCAAGGGCAGCACCACCAGCUUGGGUCGCGCCAACUCCAGGAGAGGGGUGUCUUAAUUUCUCCACCACAGAAUGGAGCUGAAUUGUGCGUCCACACACACAAACAGUGGGUUCAUUCCUGUGCAGCUGAUUUUCAUUUACUGUGUACCAAGAGGUUAACAAUUUUUUUUGUCAUUACAUGACUUUGAAUCAAAAUUGAAUCAAGGACAACCAGAGCCUAAGAAAAGUGCUAUCAAAACAAAAAAAUGAGCAUGUGCUUACAAACUCAAAGGACAC
Messenger RNA from Megalops cyprinoides (Indo-Pacific tarpon), 5658 nucleotides. RefSeq names its product ArfGAP with GTPase domain, ankyrin repeat and PH domain 2 (gene agap2). The transcript has 19 exons. The coding region runs from base 1717 to 5439 and encodes 1240 amino acids. Gene Ontology annotation, molecular function: GTP binding; GTPase activity; GTPase activator activity. The record is from RefSeq and is a predicted model, not a curated record. Gene Ontology annotation, cellular component: nucleus. Lineage: Eukaryota; Metazoa; Chordata; Actinopteri; Elopiformes; Megalopidae.